Molecule: messenger RNA, 2418 nt
Organism: Stegastes partitus (bicolor damselfish)
Lineage: Eukaryota; Metazoa; Chordata; Actinopteri; Pomacentridae
Gene: stard10
Product: StAR related lipid transfer domain containing 10
Exons: 6
Coding region: 649-1437 (262 amino acids)
Molecular function (GO): lipid binding
Source: RefSeq, a predicted model, not a curated record
CUCCUCUCUCCCUCCACCUCCUUCCCCUCUUCCUCUUAUUCCUCACCGCAUCCCCUCCACCACCUGCCACAGCAGCGACGCAGCGAUGGAGAGCUUGUGCACAUUAUUGUAAAGCUCAUAGAGGAUCACGGCUGAAGGCAGAAGCAGAGAGACAUCCAAGAGGAGGAGAGCGAAAAGCUGGAGACGGAGGGGAAAAGACAGAAACGGAGAGUGGCGAGCGGAAACGCAGAAACAUAUGGUUUGUGUGAAGAGCGGCUGUUUGUGAGGACUGCCGAAGCGGACACAAACUUAUUCUACCACCGACAUCGGCUUGAAAGAAACAUUUGAAUCGAUCAUCUAAACAUUUUCCCGCACUUCUUUUGCCUUAUUUCGGGCGCUCUCACCUGUGCGAGGCUGUGCGUACACCUCUGUUUCAUUAGUUUGUGCAGGGUGGAUUGCGGUUAUUGGACCUCCCUGAACGCGCGCACACACACACACCAUCACAAGACGCAGCCUGCAAAAGCUUCUCCCAAAGAGGAAAUUGAAUUAGACAACUUAUUUCCACUGAAGAGGAGGACAUUUUUGGUUGACUCUCGGUUUCUUUUAGCUUCUCCGUCUCACCAGGAGUCUCCUAGACCUCCUCUCUGUGUCUCCUCCCGGUAACGAGCCAUGUCUGCACAGACUGUGACCAUCCCGGACGACCGGGCUUUCGCCAGCUUCAAGGCGGAGUGUAUCUGCGAAGAGGGCUGGAGUAUGACCCACAGCAAGGGGGGGAUCGUGGUGUGGACCCAGGCUCUGGAGGAGGGAAAGUCUGUCCACAAAAUUAAGUGUCGGAUGAUGUGUAAGGACGUGUCAGCUGAGACUAUGUACGAUGUUCUCCAUGACAUUGAGUACAGAAAGAAAUGGGACUCAAACGUCAUUGAGACCUUCGACAUCGGGAAACUUACGGUCAACGCAGAUGUUGGUUACUACUCAUGGAAGUGUCCGAAGCCUCUUCGGAAUCGGGAUGUCAUCACACUUCGCUCCUGGCUGCCAAUAGGGAAAGAUUACAUCAUCAUGAACUACUCUGUCAAACAUCCUAAAUACCCUCCUAAAAAGGACAUGGUGCGCGUUGUUUCCAUUCAGACGGGGUACAUGAUUCAAAGCCAGGGACCUAAUCACUGUACUCUCACCUAUAUGGCCCAGGUAGAUCCACGAGGAUCGUUACCCAAGUGGGUUGUCAACAAGUCUUCCCACUUACUCGCUCCUCGUGCAAUGAAGAAAAUCAACAAAGCCUGCUUGAAGUAUCAAGACUGGAAGCAGAGACACAACCCUGGCUUCAAGCCCUGGCUCUACCCUGAACAGACUACAUUACCCAGCAUCCCACUCUCCGAGCUCAGCAUCCAGCGUGCAGAGAGCCUGGAGAAUAUUGAUGAGAGCUCACUGCCUGAGACCCAAGAGAGAGAGGACAGCGACUAACACACACACACACACACACACACACGUUCAUAUGUCCAUACAAACAGUAAUGCAGGGAUACAUGAAUACCUGAUAAACAUCCAUAAUUACGCGUAUGCAUUUGUGACUGUAAGUAUGUGUGUGUAUAUACUGUACAUUCACAUACAUACUUGCAUCCAUAUUGCACAUGCAUACGCAGGCAAACCAAAAGGCACACGUAUGGAAGCAUUCAUGCACAAACUCAUACUUCACCGACUCAAUCACACACUUACAUGCUUACUUACUACAUAAAUAAUGUAUGAAGACAUACAUAUAUAAACGAGCAGCAUAGAUGCACCCACAGUUACACACCCAGUCACUGACAAGGUCCUCCAAGAAUACGUACUUUUACAAGGCUAUGAAAUAAUAUUUAGUGUAAUCAGUGGCUGUAAAUAUACUUUUUUUUUCCUGUAUGUUCAAGGGAUUAGAUGUUUUCUGAUUGGGACCAAUGCAGGUUAAUAUAGCAAACUAUAUUUUCAAUAAGAUUUAAUGCCAAAAUGUUUACAGACUAACCUGACCUAACUUUUCUGUCAUUCGAAACAUGACCGUUUUAAAAUACUACGGUCCUCUUUUAGCUGCUCAUCUAGCAUUUCAUUGCAACCCGUGAUGGGGCACAUGUCAAACACACACUAUUAGUUUACACAACACUAAUGCACUCAGACAUGUAUGCAGACUCAGUGUGUAUUUCUGUGCCCAAAGUGUCUUUCUGUCCUGCAUUAUGUGUCUCCAUCACAUUUUGUAAGCACAUAAGAAAUAUGCAGGUGUGCAGAAGGCAGCUAACCCAACCUGCAUCCCUGUCUCUCUCUCUCUCUCUCUCACACACACUCACACACACACACACACAAACACCCAAACAGAUAUACUCUCACACGUACUGUCUGCUCCUCUAUAUUUGAGAGAUGUAUGAAUGUAUGUAGAGUUUAAAAAUUAAACAGAGAUUCCUACAAAGGUUUUCAAAUUUCA